CAUAGAACAUUCAUGUCGUCAUUUAGUUCUAGAUAACAUGUGUCAGUAAUAUUUUUAAAAUGAUUAAAUUUUUGAUUUUGUAUUUUGUGCUGUGUGUUGUUACGGCCCAGGAAAUUAAUGAAGAUUUAUUUGAGCUAAAUAUUCUCCAUUAUAACGAUUUUCACGCCAGAUUCGUAGAAACCAGUCCAGCUGGUUUGGUCUGUGAUGCCGCCACGGAGCCAUGUGUCGGAGGGUUCGCCAGACUCACCACCGCGGUCCGAGAGGCCAUGCUAAGGGAGUCCCAGUCCCUGCUGCUGAAUGGGGGGGACAGCUUCCAGGGAACCAUCUGGUAUAAUCUGCUGAGGUGGAACGUCACGCAGGAGUUCAUGAAUAUGCUGCCUCAUGAUGCACAUGUACUAGGAAACCAUGAAUUUGACAACGGUAUCAGCGGAGUAGUUCCUUAUUUGCAAUACCUGAAAGAUCCAGUAGUGACUGCCAACAUCAUUGACGAUGGUGAACCGACCAUCCAAGGAUUGUAUGAGCGCAGCAUCGUAGUGGAGCGAGCGGGACGCAGGAUUGGAAUCAUCGGUGUUAUUAUUGCUACUACUAAUGAGCUGGCGUCCACCGGCCAUUUGAUGUUUACUGACGAGGUUGACACUGUGAGACGUGAAGCGGAGCUGUUACAUGACCAAGGGGUGGACAUCAUCAUAGUUUUAUCACAUUGCGGUCUCGAUAUCGACAGAGAUAUAGCUCUAAACGGAGGUCCAUACAUAGACAUAGUAGUCGGCGGCCACAGCCACACGUUGCUGUAUGAUGGAGAACCUCCUGACACAUCAGCAUUCGUCCCCCAAGGACCAUAUCCAGUUAUUGUGGACCAGAAUGGGAAAUCUGUUUUAAUUGUUCAAGCGGCAGCCCACACCCUAUAUUUGGGUGAAAUAAAAUUAUUUUUCGAUGCCUUUGGCAGCCUCGUCAGGUGGGAAGGGAAUCCGCAUUAUAUUGGUAAUGAAAUUGAACAAGCUCCGGACGUAUUAGAAAAGGUGAACCACUACCUGCCAUUCAUAACUGAAUACGCUUCCCGCGAGCUGGGCCAGUCGCUGGUGCACAUGUCUGCAGACUGCACCUGCCAGGAGUGCAACCUGGGCAGCUUCAUCUGUGAUGCGUUCUUAGACUCUGUUUUAGACAUGGCCGAAAGCGAUAACUGGCACCACGCUCAUUUUUGUGUAAUCAAUCAGGGAGGCAUUAGAGCUGAUAUAGGCGAUGGAGUGAUAACAUACGAAUCGUUGAUGCUCUCCACGCCGUUCGAGAACAGAGUGGAAGUUUUUGACCUGCGCGGCGACCACAUUAUGGAAAUGCUGGAGUUUUCAGUCGCUAACGACCCGUUUCCGGGCGCCAGGAUGCUCCAAGUAUCAGGUAUAAAACCUGUUUUCGACGGAGCCUUGCCUGUAGGGUCCCGUGUAGUUGACGUGUCUAUCAGAUGUAUAGAAUGCGAGGUUCCUCGUUACGAUCCUAUAGACGUUGACAAAUAUUAUAGGGUCGUUUCUCAUGACUUCAUUGGAAAUGGAGGCGCUGGUUACACAAUGAUCUCAGAAAACCGUCGUAACGUUGAUGUAGUGGGCGUGGACUACGACAUCCUGAUGCGGUACAUAGAACGCCUGGCCCCUGUCUUCAGCGAAGUGGACGGGAGGAUACACAUUGACAACCCAUGUCUGAGUUAAUGACAGAAAGCUUCUGCACAGAGUUGCUGCUGUGUUAUAUAAUGCUACCACACUCGUACCCAUUGUACGGAGCGCCAUGUUACCACACUCACACAAUAAAAAUUUCUAUAUGUUGUACCUAUAUCAUUGCUGUACUUUCCAAUUUUUCGUUUUCUUUUUGUAUCACUUUCAUUCAAUUUAUUAUUAAUCAUGUAGGUAUAUCCACUAAGUUCACCUAAGUUAUUAUCCUUACAUAUUAUUAUAUAUAUAAAACAAAGUCCUCUGCUGCGUCUGUCUGUCUGUUCGCACUACGCAAACUCAAUCUCAAAAACUACUUCACUGAUUUUCUUGCGGUUUUCACUUAUAGUUAGUGCGAUUCCUGAGGAAGAUUUAGGUGUCUAAUUUGUUAUGUUUUUAGCCGAGCGAACCCGGGACUGGCCGCUAGUAUCUUAUAUAAUAUUCAACUCCUUGUGAGUGGACUUGAAAUUGUUUUUUUUUUUUUUAUA
Molecule: messenger RNA, 2179 nt
Organism: Plodia interpunctella (Indianmeal moth)
Lineage: Eukaryota; Metazoa; Arthropoda; Insecta; Lepidoptera; Pyralidae
Product: apyrase-like
Exons: 11
Coding region: 60-1694 (544 amino acids)
Biological process (GO): AMP catabolic process
Cellular component (GO): plasma membrane
Molecular function (GO): 5'-nucleotidase activity; metal ion binding; nucleotide binding
Source: RefSeq, a predicted model, not a curated record